GUCUUCUAUUUUUGUUCCUUUCUAGGUGUUUGCCAUUAGGUUCUGGCUUAUCCACAUAAAUCAUGGCAGAAGGCGGAUUUGAUCCCUGUGAAUGCAUUUGUGCUCAUGAACAUGCAAUGAGAAGGUUGAUCAAUCUGUUGAGACAAUCCCAGUCAUACUGCACAGACACGGAAUGCCUUCAGGAGUUGCCAGGACCAAAUUCCUCUGGUGACAACAGCGUCAGCUUUGCCAUGAUAAUGAUGGCCUGGGUGGUUAUUGCAUUUGUGUUGUUCUUGCUGAGACCUAGUAAUCUAAGAGGAUCCAACACAGUUGGAAAGCCCACCAGUCCACAUAGCGGACAAGAACCACCUGCCCCACCUGUGGAUUAGAACUUUAAAAUACCAGAAAUGUUCAGCGACUAAAUCUUGCACGACCAAAUGAACGAAAGUGACUGGAGUACUCCUAAACCCCACUCAAUACUGUUUUCCUUUUGCAUUUACAUAAAGCAAGAUGUUAUUUCCAUAAACUGCUAGUAGCUAUUUCACUUUUAAAGUUAAUUUUUGCUUUAUAUGUUAUUGCCAUUGAAUAAAUGAUAAGGAGCUACGGGGGGUCUUUUGGUUGUUGUUGUAACUGUGGACAUUCCACUCUUUCUGUUACACUGAUCAUAAUUUCUUUGCAGUGGUUUCUGGCCUUAAUUGAAAGAGAGUUAAAAUCCAUGUGCAUUUUUAUAUUCAUAGAAUUUUAUUGAUUAUUUUUCAGAUUUAGUCACAUUUCCCUCCCCCCCUUAUUUUUGGAAGUUACUUUAUUAGUUGCAGUCAUUAAGUUGAGUUUUUUGUGGUGGAAAAAAAUAAAAUUAUUUUAUAUUUACCUUGCUGCUCAAAGCAGCCUUUUGUUUAGUCUUUGGACUGAAUUUAACUAGUUUUCAGAGUUGUUUGCCAAAGCACAGAUCAUCUACUGGAAUUAAAGUCCAUAUGAGUGUUACUGCUGUCAAAACCUUGGCUUAAAUAUUAGGGACUAAAACAGAAUAUUAUAUCUCCAAACACUGAAUUGCAUGUGCCACUAAAUGAGAUGAAUUAGAAUUCAAUAUAUUGUUAAAGACAACUAAAACUUGAACAACCAUAUACUAAACUCUAAAACUGAAGUAAUUCUUUACAGACUUGAUAAAAUGACAAAUUAAAUGACAGUUAUCCUAAACAAUGUUCUGUCCUGGGUAUAAUCUUAAUCAGUAUCUUAACAGUCUUUAGCCCCAAUGCAUUAUCUGUUUAACAGAAUGAAAACAUACCAAACAAUUGCCUUCAGGAAUAUGCCACUUACUUAUAAGUUGCUUUUGACGUACAUAUAAUUAGUAAUACUUAAAGUUUUGAUCUUUUUUUACUUCCAAUUGGAUUGUACAAUAAAAAAAACAAAGGUUAAGAUCUAGGGCAUAUCUUUUCCCUUUCAUGCUUGCUUGCGUGGAUGUGUGCAUAUGUGCAUCUUCCAUUUUACCUAAUGGGAGUGAGUUUUAUAUGUACAUUAAGUAAUUUAAGAACAUUUUAAAGAUGUACAGAAAAGUAACAUUGUAUAUUUUUCUUGAUCAAUUAAAAAAUUGAUGAGGAUAACAUCAAGAUUCUUUUAUGUUAGUAGUUGUCUGUGAAGCUUCUUUCCAUGAAGGUCAGUAAAACCAAUCUGUGGAGAAUUAAGGGCCUUAUCCUGUAAACCUUUCCUCACGUAAGUCAUCUUACUCAUGUGAGUAGCCAAAAGGACUCCUAACAUUAAUAAUGGUUUGCAUUAAUGAGCCUUAGAAGAGCACCUUGUUGGAUCCUUUUGUUACCAGAUACAAGUUUCUUUUCCUCAGGGUAAAUAAAUAGCAGGUCAGCCAAACCUUCUUGUAAAAAUAUAGCAUGGACCUGAAGAAAGACUUCUAUAAUUUGAUGCAAGUGGUUGUCCAUUGAACUUCUCUGGAACAAUGUGUUCACAACCUAUAGUUGGGAGCACUUGUAAAAUAAUAUUGGGCCAGAUUCUCUUAAUUACACUAAUGCCACAUGCUGAAGACAGUAGAAUUUCAGAAGAGUAGUUGAGAGAACUUAUCCUAAUGUUAACUAAUGUCAUUCUGGGCCACAAAGAUUGUCUAAGGACCUCAUUGGGAUACCCAGUCCAACUGUGCUAGUUUUUGCCUUCCUUGUGCAUUUUUGUUUGAGAACUUUAGAACAGGGUAGGUAAUAUGUCAUCUUUUUCUUUGUUGAACCAACACAAAAGUAUGCAAUCUACCAUGUUGGCAGUUUCCUGAGAAUAAAUGGCCAAAGGUCUUCAAAUCUGGCUGCAUAAAAUUGGGCUUCAUUUCCAUAGUUAAGCAUAUACCUAGAAGGGGCUUUAUUUUAAAGAAACAGAACAAUGCUGGUGCCUGUUGAAGUCAGUAAGACUUGCAGGCACUUAGAACCUUUGAAAAUCAUAAUCUUUAUAUUUAAGUGCCUAAAUAUGUAUUUAGAAGGUUAACUUUGUGCACCCAGUUCAAAGAUUUUGGCAGAUUUAUGGCUCGGUGUUUUCUAUACAUUAUGACCAGAAAAAUUUAUUAAUCUGUGUGUGCAUUUCAUCAACAGGUUUUCUUAAAAUUCCUCUCAUUUUUUUCUUUAAAUUCUUCUAAGUUUAUCCAAAAGUUUUUAUAUACAUAUAUACUUUCCUUAUGAGAAUACUGUUUUAAAUUUUCUAUGUAAAAGAGAAACAUUGCAAAUCUAUUUUAAAUGUUUAAAUCUAUGUAAAAUGUUUUAGUACAUAGCCAGGCCACUAUCCCAUGUCACCACAUGUAUCUUUUAAAAUUCUGUGAUACUCUCUUCAAUAUAUAAACUUCAUGUCAUUAUUACUGCUUAAAGUAAAAGUAAUUUAUUCAUAUGAUUGUAUUUUGCCACUUUUAUUCAUGUUAAAUAGUACUUGUGUCAGCAAGCAGUUCCAUUAUAAUCUGUGGAACUGUCCUCUUAAUAGUGUACUAGCAACAUUACUGAGAGAGGCAAAAUGCAGCCAUAAUCAGUACAAUAUGUAAUGAAAUAUUUAUCAUGGUUACAAAAUUGUACACAGUAAAUUUUGAGGAAGCUUGAAAGAAAUUUGUGAUAUGCAAAGCUUUAGAAUGUGAUCAGUUGCAUAUUUAAUUACUUUAAACUCAGCUACUUAAGAGAGACAUGUUUUAGUGACAUGAAGAAAGAUGAGAUUUUACAGUUAUACUUUAGUUUAUAACUUUAGUUUAUAACUUGUUAAAGCAGUAGUAUUUUUAGAGUCUGCUUAACACCACUAUUCUGAAAUUAAAAGUUGCGUUACUCAGAUAGUGUCUGCUGAUCACCUAGCCUGUAAUGUUCAUAUUUGAAAAAGGAAAAGUGAUAAUGUAAAUUGGUGGUUUAAAAUGUCUGAAUCAUGCCAAACAAAAAUUGUCUCUGUGCCAUUUAGGGUUUCCUGUUAAUCUUUUAUUGAGUACUUGGAUUGGGGAAAAAAGGGCUUGUACUAUGCACUUUUUAUUGACUUAAUGAAAUAAAUAGCAAACAUUAGUAAC
This is a messenger RNA of Gavialis gangeticus (Gharial), 3493 nucleotides long. RefSeq names its product small integral membrane protein 14 (gene SMIM14). NCBI's taxonomy places the organism in Eukaryota, Metazoa, Chordata, Crocodylia, Gavialidae. Gene Ontology annotation, cellular component: endoplasmic reticulum. The transcript is spliced from 4 exons. The record is from RefSeq and is a predicted model, not a curated record. Bases 63 to 368 code for a protein of 101 amino acids.